AUGAAGUCUGAUCACGAUAAUGUUAGACUAGUGGUAGAAGAAGAUAGAAUCAGCAGGUUGCCAGACGAGCUUAUUCAUAAGAUCCUGUCUUGUUUUGAUAUUAAAGUUGCUGUUCAAACAUGUGUGCUAUCAUCGAGAUGGAAGCUUCUCUGGACAUCAAUGCCCUUUCUCAACUUCUCAAAUGUGAAGGUUCCUGACCUCUGUUCGUUUGCCAAAUUCGUGACUCAUGUUCUGUGUGGCCUCAACCAUCAAAUACAUGUGUCUUCCGUAAAGCUAGAUUUCAAAGGAGCAGCCAAUGAGGAUUUUGGUAUUGCAUUGUGUGGUGAUCUUUUCUCUAAAUGUGUGAACUUAAAGAACCUCACUUUAAAAAGAUUCACGAUCAAGGGUGUAGAUGUAUUUGACAUCAUUGCCCCUCGACUUUCUAAUCUCAGGCUUAUCAACAGCAGUUGUUCAAAAGUCAUAAAUAUUAUAGCACCACAACUUGAGAAUCUCACAGUAGAUAAUUGCCGAAUCAAGUGUUUGAAUGGUCCAUCAGGACUUCCAUGUUUGUGCUACAGGGGUUAUCGGCCCACACCAUUGUCUAAAGAUGGAUUGCGUUCUCUAAACAAAGUGGACAUCUGUUUAUCUAUGUAUUUUUCACCCAUACUAUAUAAGGAGGGAGAUGCUCGCAAGAUUAUUGACAUGCUUCAAAAUCUCCAUAGUGCAAAAUAUCUUACACUUAAUGCUGACAUCGUUGAGUGUAUUUCCUCAUUUCCGGAUUUGUUAUUGGAACAUCCUUCACCUUUUAACAACUUGAUAAGCUUGACUGUAGACUCCAGUAUGAGAGAGUUUCCACACAAAGUAAAAAUGUCUACUGAAGCUAGAAACUUCUUGCUCAACAACUCCCCAAGUGCCACGUUAAGGAUGAUAUAUUCAUAUAUUCAUAAUACUUCACAUGCAUAGCUUAAUGUUUUGAACUCAUUAUCUUUGUUUUAAGCAUAUACUCCUUGAGACCAACCUUGAAUCCCCGGCUUGGCAGAAU
This is a messenger RNA of Lactuca virosa, 1021 nucleotides long. Lineage: Eukaryota; Viridiplantae; Streptophyta; Magnoliopsida; Asterales; Asteraceae. The record is from the annotation of a GenBank genome assembly.